Papaver somniferum (opium poppy) is the source of this 642-nucleotide messenger RNA. RefSeq lists its product as uncharacterized. The transcript is spliced from 2 exons. Bases 1 to 642 code for a protein of 213 amino acids. Gene Ontology annotation, molecular function: nucleic acid binding. The record is from RefSeq and is a predicted model, not a curated record. NCBI's taxonomy places the organism in Eukaryota, Viridiplantae, Streptophyta, Magnoliopsida, Ranunculales, Papaveraceae.
AUGGAUUUUGACUUGAAUCAAACUCCCGAGGAUACUCUAUCUCAAGGACCUAUUCGCCAUGGAAAUAAGAAGAAGAAUUUAACUUCUGAUAUAAAGAGAGGGAUUCUUGAAAAAUUGAUGCAAGGAAGCACAGAUGUGAGACUUCACAGGGGAGUUAUCACUGAUACUGCGGCUCGGUUUGAUGUUGGUUUUAGAACAAUUUCGAGAUUAUGGCCUGAUGCAAAACUGGCUAAUGCAAAUGGAGAUGUGGUUGAUAUCUCUUCUAAGAUGGUCAAUAGAGUUGGCAGAAAAAGAAUUGAAUUAUAUUUAGAUAGAAUUAAGUUGAUAUCUCUUCGCAAACGAACAACAAUAAGAGGAAUAGCACACGAACUAAACUUGUCAACAUCAACCGUACGUCGACUAAUCAAGGAUGGAAAUCUUCAACCACAUUCGAAUGACUUGAGGUCGGGACUUAUGGAUGAAAACAAGAUAGCAAGGGUGAAUUUUUGCUUAAAAAUGAUAGACAAAGGUAUGACCCAAUCUUCAAAUUCAUUCAUUGACAUGUUGGAUCGAAUUCAUAUAGAUGAAAAAUGGGUUUACAUUACAAGAAGAACACAAAAGUAUUAUCUUCAUGCCGAAGAAGAAGAGCCUUUACGCACGUGA